Lacerta agilis (Sand lizard) is the source of this 3090-nucleotide messenger RNA. Its product is annotated as oocyte zinc finger protein XlCOF6-like. The coding region runs from base 128 to 2539 and encodes 803 amino acids. The record is from RefSeq and is a predicted model, not a curated record. NCBI's taxonomy places the organism in Eukaryota, Metazoa, Chordata, Lepidosauria, Squamata, Lacertidae. The transcript is spliced from 4 exons. Gene Ontology annotation, biological process: regulation of transcription by RNA polymerase II. Gene Ontology annotation, molecular function: DNA-binding transcription factor activity; RNA polymerase II cis-regulatory region sequence-specific DNA binding.
GUCUGCCAACCUAAAUAAAACUGCCUUUCUCUAUUGUUCCUGCCUUGAAGUACAUCGUGACAACAGCUGAGAGAGUCCCAGAAGUGGCCCAGUUUACGCCUCCACCAAAUCGCCUACAGGCAGCGCAAUGGCCUCUGAGACACCCUCUGAACGGUCUCUUCUUAGAGGUGGAGUGGAAAGAGGAGCCAGGCAGCUUCCUCAGGCCCUCUUGACCUUUGAGGAGGUGGCUGUGUUUUUCACAGAGGAGGAGUGGGCUCUGCUGGAUCCUGGCCAAAGAGCUCUGCACAAGGAAGUCAUGGAGGAGAAUUAUGAGAUGGUGGCCUCUUUAGGAGAGAUUCUGAUACCCAAGUCCGAGCUCAUCUCCUUGCUCGAGACAGAAAAAUACAGAGAUGUUGUCCUGGACAAAUGGAGAGCAGACGAUGGAGACGGGAGUCAGAAUUCUGAAGGGCUAUCUGUGAAGUGCUUCAGUGUGAGUGAGCAUCUUAUCACAAAUCUACAAACUCACACAGCGAAGAAACCCUUUACAUGUAUGGAGUGUGGAAAGAGCUUCAGUCGGAAUGGAAUUCUUACUGUACAUCAACGAAUUCACACAGGGGAGAAACCAUAUAAAUGUAUGGAAUGUGGAAAGAGCUUCAGUUGUAGUGGAAAACUCCCUAUACACCAACGAACUCAUACAGGGGAAAAACCAUUUAAAUGUAUGGAGUGUGGAAAGAGUUUCAGUGACAGUGGAGCAUGUACAAAACAUCAACGAACUCACACAGGGGAGAAACCAUAUAAAUGUUUGGAGUGUGGAAAGAACUUCAGUGAAACUGGAGCACUUACAAGACAUCAACGAAUUCACACAGGUGAGAAACCAUUUAAAUGUAUCGAGUGUGGAAAGUGUUUCAUUUGUAGUGGAAGCCUUAGUGUACACCAACGUUCACACACGGGGGAGAAACCAUAUAAAUGUGUGGAAUGUGGGAAGAGCUUCAGUGAAAGCGGAAAACUUACAAGACAUCAACAAAUUCACACAGGAGAGAAACCAUUUAAAUGUAUGGUUUGUGGAAAGUGUUUCAGUGAUAGUGGAGCACUUACAAAACAUCAACAAACACACACGGGGGAGAAACCAUUUAAAUGUAUGGCAUGUGGAAAGAGCUUCAGUGAAAGUUCCCAGCUGACUAUCCAUCUACGAACUCACACAGGGGAGAAACCAUUUAAAUGUAAGGAGUGUGGCAAGAGCUUUAGUCAGUGUUCCCACCUUACUAUACAUCAACGAACCCAUACAGGGGAAAAACCAUUUAAAUGUAUUGAGUGUGGCAAGAGCUUCAGUGCAAGUGGAAAACUUACAAGACAUCAACGAAUUCACACAGCAGAGAAACCAUUUAGAUGCAUGGUAUGUGGAAAGAACUUUAGUCAAAGUGGAAGCCUUACUGUACACCAGCGAACUCAUACAGGGGAGAAGCCAUUUAAAUGUGUGGAGUGUGGAAAGAGCUUCAGUGAAGGUUCAAAACUGAGCGUGCAUCUAAGAAUUCACACAGGUGAGAAACCAUAUAAGUGCUUAGAGUGUGGAAAGUGCUUCAAUGUGACUGAACACCUUUAUAUACAUCUACGAACUCACACAGGUGAGAAACCAUUUAAAUGUAUGGAGUGCGGAAAGAGCUUCAGGGAUAGGGGAAAGCUUACUGUACAUCAACGAAUUCACACAGGGGAGAAACCAUUCAGGUGUACGGUGUGUGGCAAGAGCUUCAAUCGGAAUGGAAUUCUUACUGUACAUCAACGAACUCAUGCAGGAGAGAAACCAUAUAAAUGUAUUGAGUGUGGAAAAAGCUUCACUGAAGGUCCACAACUUACCAUACAUCUCCGAACUCACACAGGUGAGAAACCAUUUAAAUGUAUGGAGUGUGGAAAGAGCUUCAGUCGGAAAGGAAUUCUUACUGUACAUCACCGAACUCAUACAGGGGAGAAACCGUAUAAAUGUAUGGAGUGUGGAAAGAGCUUCAGUUGUCGUGGAAAACUUACAAGACAUCAACGAAUUCAUACAGGGGUCAAACCAUAUAAAUGUAUCGAGUGUGGAAAGUGCUUCAGUGAAGCUUCGAAAUUGACUAUACAUCUCCGAACUCACACAGGGGAGAAACCUUUUAAAUGUAUAGAGUGUGGGCAGAGCUUCAGUCACAAUGGAAUACUUACUGUACAUCUACGAACUCACACAGGGGAGAAACCAUAUAAGUGUAUGGUUUGUGGAAAGUGCUUCAGUGAGAGUGGAAGCCUUACUCUACAUCAACGAACUCAUACAGGGGACAAACCAUAUAAAUGUUUGGAGUGUGGAAAGAGUUUCAUUUGUAGUGGGAAACUCGGUGUACACCAACAAAGUCACACUGGGGAGAAACCAUUUAAAUGUAUGGAUUGUGGGAAGUGCUUCAGUGAGAGUGGAGCUCUUACAAGACACCAACGAACUCACACAGGAGAGAAGCCAUUUAAAUGUUUGGAGUGUGGAAAGUGCUUCAGUGAGAAUGGAACUCUUAGAAAACAUCAACGGUCUCACAGAGAAGCAGCUGUUUAGAUGGAAGGAGUGUGGAAAGUGUUUCACUUAUAACGGAGUUCUAAAUAAACACCUACCGACUCUCACAGGGUAGAACCCAUUUAGUUGUAUGGAGUGUGCCAAGUUUUCCCCACAAAGUUCACUUUGUUCCUCAUGUCAGCAAACAUAUAGGGAAAAACAAAUUGUAAAUACAUGGAGUGUAUUUGAUGUUCUGGUGUUUGUAUGGAAAGUUGUACAUAUACAUAUUAAGGCAAUGAAGGUAACGCAUCAUAAUAGUAAGAAUAAUGAAAGAUACAAUGUACUGUUAGGAAUAUGCAGAAUAUGACCCUGGAGUGAACAUGUGCUGAGACUCAGCUGAUAUUUGGUCUUUGGCAGAGAGAGUUGGGAAUGGAGAGUUGUGAAAAGUGGAACACGAAAGUGGUGUUUAAGAAGCAGGAUUAGUUAUAGAAUCCUAGAACUGUAGAGUUGUCUCCAAGGGUCUUCUAGUCCAAUUCCCUGUUAUAAGAACAACAGCAUAAAGCCCAUUUUUAUAAUUGCAAUAAAGGAACAAUGAAAACACAAAAUGACUGAAA